GAUGACGACACCUCACUUCACAACACUCAGGGUUAAUACAUUGAAGUCGUCGGUGAAAGACGUUAUAGCAGCAGUAAAUGACGCCCUGCAGAAAUAAAGAUAGGUUAAGCCAAAGGUUAUGGCCGACACAACCUCUACAUCCAUCAUGCCUGCUUCUCCAGAACAAACAAGCACACUCGCGAGCGUGUGGAUAGUUCCCCAAAUGUAGCCAAGCAUUUGUAGAGACUUGGAGUUUGCGGCAAGCCCCAAGCAUGUGGACGCGGCAUAAUUUUUCAGCAGUGUGAGGAAUAUGGAAUUGAUGAGAUGCCACAAGUCUUUGUGCACCCUAAAUUACCAGAAACUGUUGUUGUUGGUCCCUGGAAUGUGAAUGAACUUGAUCUGGAUAUAAAGCAACAAGAAGUAAUUGUUGAUGUAGCUUGUGGCAUUGCAGUUCUAAGAGGAGCUGAUGUUUUUGCACCUGGUGUGAUGGGGAUGCAAACAGGUGCACAGAUUGGAGAUAUUGUAAGUGUUUUUGCAGAUGUCUCCAAAAAUUGUAAGAAAGGAUUGCAGUGUGUCUACCCUGAUGACCAGAAAUAUUUUGUUGGGAAUGGUAUUGUGAGGAUGUCAAGAAAACAACUCUAUGGCAAGGAUGCCCAGCCAAUUGGAGUGGCUGUAAGGAUGCUGUCUCGUCCUUCAGGGUGUCCCUCUGUUCCAUCACUUUUGGGUAUGGCAAUCCUGCAGAACCUCCCAUCAAUACUUACAUGUCAUGCACUGGAUCUUUCACCAGGGCAUUAUGUUCUUGAUUGCUGUGCCGCUCCUGGGAACAAAACAUUGCACAUAGCAAGUUUGAUGAAUGACAAGGGACGGAUUGUUGCUGUUGACAAGACACAGGGAAAAGUGAAUAUUAUUAAAAGAAAAUGUGAAGAGUUCUCUGUGAAAUGUGUGGAAACAUAUGUUGGGGACACUACAAAAUCAGUUCAAACCCUUGACACAAACAUGUGUAAGGCAGGUGAAGAUCAUUCCUUGCCGCACUGCCCAUUAUUUCCUCCUGAAUCAUUUGAUCGUGUCCUGUUAGAUGCACCAUGCAGUGCUUUGGGGCAGAGGCCACAGUUACGCAAUGAUAUCAGCAUACAACAGUUACAGUCAUACCCUAUUCUUCAGCGUAAACUUUUCAAAGCUGCAUACACUUUGCUGAAGCCAGGUGGUUAUCUUGUGUACAGUACAUGCACAGUGAAUGUAGCAGAAAACGAGGCAAUUGUUGGCUGGGCACUUAAGGCAUACCCACAGCUUGUUCUUGAGCCAAUAAUACCAAUUAUUGGAGGACCUGGAAUUCCUCAUGCUGGAAACCUGACAGAAGAACAGACUGAAUGUGUUCAGAGAUUUGGUCCACCAGUGGAGGGUUCUGUUAAGGGCUGUGAUACGGAUACUGUUGGUUUCUUUAUUGCUCGUUUUCGAAAGAAAGUGCUGCACCACUGUUGAUGGUGUCUGUGAUCUGUAUUCUCUCUGUAAGAAAUUGUAUUGAAGCUUUUACAUUAAAAUUGUUAUGAAAUUCUAA
This is a messenger RNA of Schistocerca americana (American grasshopper), 1534 nucleotides long. RefSeq names its product tRNA (cytosine(72)-C(5))-methyltransferase NSUN6. The transcript is spliced from 7 exons. Gene Ontology annotation, biological process: RNA methylation. Lineage: Eukaryota; Metazoa; Arthropoda; Insecta; Orthoptera; Acrididae. The record is from RefSeq and is a predicted model, not a curated record. The coding region runs from base 304 to 1458 and encodes 384 amino acids. Gene Ontology annotation, molecular function: methyltransferase activity; RNA binding.